Molecule: messenger RNA, 1058 nt
Organism: Vicia villosa (hairy vetch)
Lineage: Eukaryota; Viridiplantae; Streptophyta; Magnoliopsida; Fabales; Fabaceae
Exons: 1
Coding region: 109-972 (287 amino acids)
Source: RefSeq, a predicted model, not a curated record
UCAAACUUAACUUCCAUUCUGUCUCUAUCUUCUCCUCUCUUCAACACUUUCACUCUAAAUUUAAAUUCAAAUUUCAAACUCAAAAUCACAAACAGAAACAGAAAAAACAUGGGUUGCGUUUCUUCCAAUUUCCUCAACAACGAAGACGAGUUGAAUCAACUCGGUCACUCAGCACUCGGCGUCGGCCACCACAUCGUUUCUCUAACCUCCACCACUUACGGCCUCCUUAACACCCUCGAUCCAUCCACCACCACCGCCACCGCCACCACUCCACCACCACCAUCUUCUCGUUUCACCCUCAAACCUCCCCGUUCCGAUUCACCAGAAAUCAUCAAUUCUUGGGAACUCAUGGAAGGCCUCGACACCGAAAGCUUCCGCUUCUCACCCCUUCCCAAAUCCUCUCACAAAGAAAACACCAAUCCAAACCUAAACCUAAACCCUAAGAAACCCGGUUCUGUUUCCGGUUCGGUUCUUUCGGAUCGGUUUGAGCGAAUAUGUCCACCGAACGGAGAGAAGAAGGUUGUGAUCUAUACAACAACAUUGAGAGGUGUUAGGAGGACGUUUGAGGCUUGCAAUGCGGUUCGAUCAGCGUUUGAUGCGUUUGGGAUUCAAAUCUGCGAGCGUGACGUGUCUAUGGAUAGCGGGUUUAAGGAAGAAUUGAGGGAGCUUCUGAAGGGGAAGGAGAACACGGUGGUUCCGCCGAGGGUUUUUGUGAAGGGCUUUUACAUCGGUGGUGCUGAGGAGAUGUUGAAGGUUGCUGAAGAGGGUUUGUUGGGGGAAGUUCUUCAAGGUUUGCCGAGGAAAGUUGUGGGUGGUGUUUGUGAUGGUUGUGGGGAUAUGAGAUUUUUGCCUUGUUUUAGGUGUAAUGGAAGCUGCAAAAUGGUUCAGAAACAGAAACAGGGGAAUGCUGUGGUUGUUAAGUGUAGUGAUUGUAAUGAAAAUGGGUUAGUUUUGUGCCCACUUUGUAGUUAGUUGAUUAUGGUUUUUGUUUUGUUUUUAGACAUUUUAUGUUUAUUAAAUAUCUUACUUAAAAUGAUCCUUUGCUUUUCUGCAUUGUU